AUGACGGCACAGUCUUCCUUCGAGAUUGGAAGCCCAGUCAACGCCUGCAUGUUGAAGAGCCCAUAAAUAUUGAGUUGGGCCCAAUAAAAGAGUAGAGCAUCGCUGACGCAUUUGUUUCUCUGGCAGCACCCGUCAGAUAAUGAUCGAACGGAUAGGGAUGUCACUUUUUCCCCACGUCAAUCUCUCCGAAUGUGUAGAUUUCAUUGUGGCCCCAUAGACAAUGAAAUCGUAUAUAUACUUGAUUCUGGGGAUAAAUAACAAAUAUGAUAGUUUGGGGCCAAUAAAGUGAAGGAUGAGUUGGGGGUAAUCUCUCUCUCUUUCUCGCUCUCUCUCUCUCUCUCUCUCUCUCUCUGACGCGUUUUCUUCGGGGGUUCUGAAGGAGGGAGGACCCCUGCGCCAUAUUCGGACAGCCGGCGUUCGCACGAUGAGCACUCUCUCUAUCCAAAUCUGUUCGUCUCUAGAGAGUUGAGCAGGAUGGUGUCUCCUCGACUUCUUGGGCCGUACUCCAGGAACCGCCCCUGGUUUGCCUCUACACGGAACCUUUGUUGUGAAGGGUACGGACGCUGUUGGCAUUUCCUUUUCUGGAGUUAAUUCAUGCUUCGUGUCGCUGCAAGAGGUUCCCGUCGUUAAUUUUCCGUGCUGUCUUUUGAGUUCUUGGAGUUCAUAUUUGGAACACGAUGUGGAUCGCUCAGUGGUCGUCCUUUAUUUUUUCGGGAUUUUUUGUUUGUUUUCACGUCCGCGUUUACUUUUACCCUUGAAUCUCUCCAGGAGAGCAGCUCUAUCUACCGUACAGCCAUAUUUUUAGUGUCGUUCCAUGAUUUUGAUCUAAGAUGUCUUAAAUUGACUGCAAUGUUUAAGUGUAUUCAAUCACUUUAGUGGUUGGUACUUUUCAAUUUCGUAGUUACUCUUGAAAUUCGUUAAUGGCAAUGCCGUUGAUCUCUCUCCUUUUCUUUUUUCGUUUUAGAGUCCUAACGCUAUAUUUGAAGGCAUUGAAGCUAUAUUGUAGUUUUCAUUUUACAUGUUCUUCUGGUCUAAUCCUCAGCAACGAGGAAAGUAUCUUCACUCCUUUCUACUGUGAUAAAAUGCCUGUCUCCUUUGGUUCAGCACAUGAAAAGAAAAUCAUAUCUAGUGAUUAUCUGUUCCUUAAAAAAAAACAAUGUGUAGAAAAUCUAGGUUUUCUUUCCCUAAAUUGAAGCAGUUUAUUUUCUGACACUCAGGUUAGGCCACAGGCCUGCGCAAUUCUGCAGCUACUCUGGAUCAAAGUUUCCGAGGGACAGGAAUGAUCUUUCAGAAUUUGAUAAAGCACUUCCUUCUUGGUCAUUGAGAGAUUAUAUUAUUGUAUGUAUCUUUUACUUUAUUAUCUUCUCGUCUUGUUAUUUAUUGAGGAUCCAAUAGUUUUUAUUUUACAAAUUUGGAAUGUAGCCAACUGAUCUUAAUUUUUUUAAUUUCACAUGUUAAUAAAAAAUUUGGUAAAUAUUGGAUAUCUGCAGCCUCCUGCUGUAUUGCUGGUUUUUGGUGCUGGGGUGUGGUUGAUUCACAGCAAUGACGAACGGAGAGCAACUUCAGGUUUCUUUUUUUUAACCUACUAUGAUAUUUACAUGUAUAUAUAGUUUUUCAGAAAAAUGUGUUGGGUUGGGUUUUAAAAACUGUGAGAAAUCCUGUUUUGAAAACUUUCAGAUACCAUCAGACAAACUGUCUUGGGUUUUUUUAAUUAAAAAAUAGACUUGGUCCAACCAGGUUCAUUAUUUUGUUAUCUGGAUGAACGAUCUGUUGCUUGUGCAUUGAAAUGAAUAUUUUCUGAACUUAUGGAUGAUAUUUCUUGAGGUCUCUUUCAGGAGUGAGAGUGGGAAACUAUAGCCUCUCCAUCAUUUUGUCCAUCUUCUACAUUAAUCAUGGUGAACUAAUAGAUUUUACAUGAAAAUGAGUAUUGAUCCAAAUCGGUGGCUGGAAGAGGCAAAUCAAUCCAAUACAUUGGCUGCAUCUAUCUGGAGAUGAUACUAUUUUUUUUUUCUCAUCUAAUCAAGGAAAAUGUGGUCCAUCUUUCCUUCAAUAAAUAUAUACCAGUCUCCUUAUGCACAACGGUUAUUUACUUAAGGGCAUACAAAUUAUGUCUUUAUUUUUCUUUAGUAGGACUAAAAAGUCUCUUUUUCCUGGCAUAUACUUUGAGGCUUAUUUACAAUUAAUUAAAUGCUGUAUUACUUUGUGUGCAAAACUGUGAACGAAACUCUUGGCCUGCAGAUAUAAUUUAUUCACAUGUUUAAGAAUUCCAUGUAUUUAGUUUUCCAAUUAUUCAGGUCUCAUUCCAUCACUUGCCUUCGCCUGUCUUAGACUACUAUCGUGGGUCUAUGGGUAAUUCAGAAAGGAGUUCUGAGAGGAUGGGAAUGAGAAGAGGAAGUGGUAUGAUAGGGGUUGAGUUGGAGGGGAGGUAGAGGUUUGAAGUGGAGGGAUGCGGGUGGGACAGGAUCCUGGAUGGAGGUGAAAGAAAAAGGAGACUAUGAAGGAAGCGGUUGGAGAUUUGGAAGUUGUUGGGUGUUGUGGGGACGGGGGGAGGCAGCAGGAAGAGGACAUGCUGGGGAACGCUGUGCAGAAUUGUGGAUACUCAAUCAGAUUUCCAUUCCCUCAAAGGUUUGAUGAAGGAAGAAUAGGAACCAGAAUGGAAUUCGUGAAUCUCACUUGGAUCAUUGAUUAGACCAGGCCUCUCUUGUAGCUAGGCAAAGGGCAAAAAUAGAAGAAGAGGCCAUAAGUUGCAGCUGGAAGAAGAAGGAUGAGGGAGUAUAAAAAAAAAAAGGAAAUCCCUACCUCCCGCCGCUAUCUCUCAGCUAAUUCUGUAUUCUGCAUCCUUUUAUUGAAAUAUAUUUAUAUAAUCACCAAUAAGAUUUCCUCAGGGGCCUAGAAUAAUGUCUUGGAGCUGCAGGAGGUGUGCCUUGUCAGGCAUGGGGUUUGGAAGGAUUAGGAUCAGUAGAAGAACCUGUUUCUCUUUGACUGACAUAUGCCCAUCUUUCCUCUUUUGAUGUAGGAUCAAGCCAAACCAAACGCUUUGAAAGGAAUCCCCAAGGUGUAUGGCCGUACGGUGGCCCAUUCAGACUGAUUAACACAGAGAAUAAGACAGUGACCGAGGCUGACCUUCAAGGCUCUUGGAUUCUCAUGUACUUUGGUUACACUUCUUCCCCUGAUGUUGGACCUGAGGAAGUUCAGAAGAUGGCAGAGGCCAUUGACAUAUUAGGUGCCUUUUCUACAAUGACACUAUCGAUAAUUACCUGAUUUCCUGUGGAUGAUUUUAAUGAGUGACCGUUGAGUUACAUUAUCAUUAAGGAUUUUUUUUUAAAUACCAACUGGUAUUUGGAUCGAUCAGAUGUAUGCUUCAAAUUUCUUUAAACACUUAUCCAAAAAUUUUACGAUAGAGAAUGAAUGAAAUGUCCUGCCGAUACCAUUGAUUAGACCUCGAAUAGCACAACAACAUCUGUGCAAGAUCAUGACUGUUGUGGUUAUAGAAUAGAUGGAUGAUAGAUUCUUCAUAUUUAUUGUUAUUAUUUGUGUUUCCUUAAUUUUAUCUGUACUUUUUAGAAAUAAAUCUAUGAACACUGAUUAUGAUGUCUUUACCUCAAAGAGGAUCAGCACCAUCUAAAGAUAACCCCGGUCUAUAUAAGCAUUGAUCCCCAACGGGAUUCCCCUGCACAACUUCGAGCUUACCUUCAAGGCCAGUGCCCUCUGCUCAAGUUUUUUUCUUUUCAAAUCAUAUCUAUUUAUCUUUAAUAACUGAAGAAAUCAAUUUUGUUUUUUCAUUUACUUGCAGAAUUUCAUCCUAAAAUUAUUGGAUUAACUGGACCCGCUGCUGCUAUAAAGCAGAUCGCACAGGAAUUCCGCAUCUUUUUCAAAAAAUCGGAGGAAGAAGGCCAAGAUUACCUCAUCGAAUCAACAAACGACAUGUAAAUUAGGAUUAUUAUCAUCUGAUGAACUGCUUAAUCUUUAUUUGUAUACAAAUUCAGAAGAGCGCCACCAUCAUUUCUAUUAUCUUGCCAGAUGAACUGCUUAAACUUUAUUUUUUAUACAAAUUCUGAUGAAUUCAACCACCGCUUGUAUAAAAUUUUGUCAGGAUCCUUCUGAACCCGAAAACAGAGAUUGUGGGUCGCUUCGGAGUGCGGUAUGAUGCAGUUCAGUUGUCAGAUGCUGUCGCAAAGGAGGUAAAGAAAGCAGCCGGAUGA
Molecule: messenger RNA, 4202 nt
Organism: Spirodela intermedia
Lineage: Eukaryota; Viridiplantae; Streptophyta; Magnoliopsida; Alismatales; Araceae
Source: the annotation of a GenBank genome assembly